Centropristis striata (black sea bass) is the source of this 3432-nucleotide messenger RNA. Its product is annotated as Krueppel-like factor 15. Gene Ontology annotation, biological process: regulation of transcription by RNA polymerase II. The coding region runs from base 267 to 1535 and encodes 422 amino acids. Lineage: Eukaryota; Metazoa; Chordata; Actinopteri; Perciformes; Serranidae. The transcript has 3 exons. Gene Ontology annotation, molecular function: DNA-binding transcription factor activity, RNA polymerase II-specific; RNA polymerase II cis-regulatory region sequence-specific DNA binding. The record is from RefSeq and is a predicted model, not a curated record.
GAACAGGACCCGUGCCUCCGAGUUGUGCAGCAAUGUUGUCACGUGACGCUGGGAAAAGGAAUGCCAACAUGGACCCGUGGCAAGGACGGGAUGAGAGAGAGCUCCGACAAUAACACGACGGAGGAGAGAGAACAGAGAGAAGAGAAGAAGAAAUCGACGCCGCCGAGUCCUCCACCGAGCCUGCUCCGACCUGAACACGGUUUUUGUGAUCCCACGACUGGAUAGAGUUUCAUCGACAUCCUCUCCUCUGCGUUUGGACUGGAUCAAUGGUGUCUCUCAGUAGCAGAACGCUGAGUUUGGAGAAUGACCUGUUCAGGGACAGCAGCAGCAGCCUGUUCUCCCUCGGCCUGGGAGACGGAGCCCACAGCGAGGGGGGCAGUUCUGCCUCCUGCGACAGCCCCAAUGCUGGGGAGCUGGGGGCCAUGCACAGCUCCAGCCCUGGGGAGGUGGAAGAUGAGGAGGAGGAGGAAGACGAAAACGAGGGGGCAAGUCUGCAUAUUUUUCUCGGGGCAGAGGGAGAAGAAGAACCUCUGAGUCAGGAGCCUAAGCUGCCGGAUUUCCCUUUCCACCCCUCUUCCCCGUUCUCGCCGACCCUGGAGGACAUAGAGGAGUUCUUGAGGGAAAAGAUGGAGCUGGUGAAAGAGGUGCUACUGGUCCCUAAAGAGGAGGGGUCCCCUCUACCGUGCAGUGACACUCCAUCAUCCACUGCACCCUCAGCUGCUUCCUCAGACACUUGUAGCGAGCUAGGGACGGGUGCCUCUCAUUGCACUUCAAGCCCAAACACCCCUCAGAAUGAGCAAAGCAGCCCGAGCCCAGCUAACGCCUCCCCUUCUGCCCAGGUUGACCCCUCACCUUCCACCUUAACCCCACCGGUGGUCCUGGGGGGGCCGCUGGUUCUCCAGCUCCAGCCCCUACCUCUGGCCCAGCCUCAGCCUCCAGCAGGCUCUCCUCCAGGGGCUCAAAGUGGCAUCUGGCUCACUCAUCUGGUCAUGGGGCUCCAGGGUGCAACAGGACAAAAUGUCACGCUGCUGGCCCCUCAGGUGCCCCCCACCCCCACCACCCUGCUAUCACUGAACAGUGGAGAUGGCAAGUCAGCCGACCAGAAGUACGUUAAGAUCGCACCUCUGCCCAUCACCAUGAGGACUCUAGAGAUCACAGGCGUGACUGGGGUUGGGGGACAGGGCAGUGGUCUGUUGAAGGCCGUGGCCCCCCGGGUGACCAGGCUCCCGCCUACAGAGAGGGUCCAUAAGUGCUCCCACCCAGGCUGUGGGAAGAUGUACACCAAAAGCAGCCAUCUGAAAGCUCACUUCCGCCGUCACACGGGAGAGAAACCCUACACAUGUAGCUGGCCUGAGUGUGGCUGGAGGUUCUCCCGAUCCGACGAACUGUCUCGUCACCGCCGCUCUCACUCCGGCAUCAAACCGUACGAGUGCUCACUGUGCGAGAAGAAGUUCGCCCGCAGCGACCACUUAUCCAAACACACCAAGGUCCACCGCAGCUCCAGGCCCAGCAGGAUUAUCCGAGCCACUGUCUGACACUUUCAACUGGCUUAAACCCUGCCCUGCACCCGCCCGGCCCGGCCUGGCUUUAACCAGGGAGGGGGGUCCAGGUCUCCCUCAGGACUUUUGGUGCUUUAUAAGCAGAACUUACAGAAGAAUCGUGAGAGCUGGAUGCUAUUUCCCCCCCUUCAUAUUUCCUUCCUUUCUCUCCUCCCUGCUUUUUUAUCUUUCACUGUUCCUUUUGAGCAUCGUAUACUGAGCAGCCACCUCAGGAAUAACUCAGACGAAGGUGGACUUCCUGGCUGUCACAUGCACACACACACAGGACUCAACACACAGCAGUAGUUGGUCUUACAGAAGCCCCUGUUGCAACCACUGCUCUCAUUACUGUUACCGAGCUACCAGGUGCUAUUGGAAGUUAGAUGGUAACCAGCAAUAGGAGAGUCUGUAAUUCUCUAAUCCCCUUUCUAUUUUUGUGACUGCCCUUCUUUCUCAAAGCUUAACUUCAGGGUCCACAUGGAUGAAGCUUCCCAAUGUUUUUGUAUGUUGUUAAAGUGAAAGUUUCGCGUCACGUUUCUAUGUUCUAACCAUGUGGACGUGUUCAGAGUGUGACGGAUGAAACCAUGAUUGAAGCAGCAGAAUCUCCUCUAAAUAGCCUCCUCACACAGGAUGACUCUUGUUAUUAGGAGUGAGUAGUGAAAUGUUGUUUUGGUUGGACUCAAAUUGUGUCUUUGCUAACAAUUUGGCAAAACCUGAGAGCAACUUGUGAUGUUAUAUGCAUCCAGCCCUGGCCUUUGUUGCAUUUGUCCAAUCAUAAUCCACCCUGCUUUGACCGUAUGCCUUUUCUCAGCCCCAGUAUGCCCUAAUCUCUAUUGAUGCCUUUGUCCAUAUCACAAAACCAACCUCACUUGAUCCUACUGUUAUCAUAUGACUGCUCUUAUUCAACUGUGAUUCUAGACUGGGGGUUGCCAAACCAGAAAACCCUGUUCUGGCCCUGUGUGAGCAUGAAAACGACACCCUCGGUGCGUGACAGUUUAUAAGCUCUUUGUUCUCCGAAAUUCUCUUGAAAUCAUUGUGCAGCCGACUUGCGUGGCCUAGAAAAGUACUCGGCCUGUAUGUUAUAUUUCGGCUCAGUGGUGAUGUGAAACACUGCUCUUUCUUACUUACAGUAGCAGAUACUGUAAUACAUGUCUCUGUUGGUCAUAGCAGCAAGAAAAGCUAUUAGUUUAAAGAGCUGGAAAGGCAGCUAACAUCUCCUUAAUCAUCUGUAUAGCAUACUCAAUAUAUGUACUGAACAUAAAGGACAAAGAUAACAUGUACAGCUUGUAGCCUUUAUAUAGAUGUUUUUUUAACAAUGAGGAUUUUCAAUCAGUGCAUUAAGCUAUUCAGUCGUGUUUCUGGAGAGGUUUUUGGUCUGUUAUGUGAGUUCGAUUGUAGCGUGAUCAAUCUGUGGAAUGUCAGAGUGAUUAUGGUGUGGGCUUUGGAGUCCCACUCUACCCAUUCACAAAUCAUUAAGCUGAGUCUGCUGGUCUCAAGUGCACUUGUGUUAGUGGAAACCAAGAAACAGUUAUUGUGCUCUUAUGGCAGUUCCAUAACAUGAAUUGGAACCGUAAAAUGCCAAAAAAAAAGAAGAAAAAAAGGAUUUUGUAAGGAAGGUUCAACUGCACGGCGCAGUGCAGUCGAUUAUCAUUUGUUCUUUGAUGUGAACACAUCGGUGCUUGUUAACCUCCCAGUGCUUCACAUGAAGAGACUGUAGAAGUGGAAACAUAAUGCUUCACAUAAGUGGAUUGUCGCUGUUGAACCAGCAGACAUUUACUGCUACAAACCAUACUGUCCUACAAAGUCUAACUGCAGUAACUACAUUUUUGGGCGAAAUUGAGUCAUAACUAAAGAUGAACUCCUUGAUGUCUGUUUUAUCUUGUGACAAAGUUUU